Drosophila takahashii is the source of this 4588-nucleotide messenger RNA. It is a transcript of the gene spn-E, whose product is annotated as spindle E. Lineage: Eukaryota; Metazoa; Arthropoda; Insecta; Diptera; Drosophilidae. Gene Ontology annotation, cellular component: intracellular anatomical structure. Gene Ontology annotation, molecular function: helicase activity; ATP binding; RNA binding. The record is from RefSeq and is a predicted model, not a curated record.
UAAUUUUAGACGCUACGCGGGAUUGUGAAAUUUUUUACGUUCCGCGUUUUUUCGAAGAAAAAUAAUGGAAAUGGACCAGGAGCUGAUGGAUUUCUUCGAUUUUUCGAAGGAAUUCAAGCGCAGGCCGGCCCCGCAGGGCUACAUUAGCCGCGAUCCGAGCAUCAUGGCCGAGGAGGCCGUCGAUUCGAAGGUGGUGAAGCGCGAGGUGAUCGGCACCGAAUAUGUAAACGAAAUCGUGGCGAAGGAAAAGCUUCGUCUGAAUGGGACGCUGCGCGACGAUUGCCCCGAAAGCAAGCGGAAUCGCACGCUGAAUGACUUGGACACCGACGACGAGGAGGACGAGUCCGAAAUCCGGCGGGAUGAUGAGUACUACAAGAAGUACAGAUUCAAUCUGAAUCGCGAUCGUAAUCUGCCGAUCUACGCUAAGCGGGAGGAGAUCUUGGCGGCCAUCAAAGCGAAUCCAGUCGUAAUUCUCAAGGGCGAAACAGGAUGUGGCAAGACCACGCAGGUGCCCCAGUACAUUUUGGACGAGGGCUUCAAGAGCGGCCAAUACUGCAACAUUGUGGUCACCCAACCGCGGCGCAUAGCUGCCAUUUCGAUAGCCAAUAGAGUGUGCCAGGAGCGCCAAUGGCAGCAGGACACCGUGUGCAGCUACCAGGUGGGCCUGCACCGUCCGACGACUCUGGAGGACACUCGUUUGCUGUACUGCACCACCGGUGUGCUGCUGAACAACCUGAUACGCAACAAGACGCUGACCCAAUACACCCACAUCGUGCUGGACGAGGUGCACGAACGAGACCAGGACAUGGACUUUCUGCUGAUCGUUGUCCGUCGCCUGCUGGCCACCAACUCGCGGCAUGUAAAGGUCAUCCUGAUGUCGGCCACCAUCGAUGCGAGGGAACUGUCGGACUAUUUUUCCACCGACACCUCGAUUCCGCCGGUGAUCACCGCCAGUCAUGGGCGUAAAUACUCGAUCGAGAAGUUCUACCGCGACCAACUGACCAGUAUCAAGUGGAAGGAUGAUCCCGACCAGGAUCAGUUCAUUCCACGCAUCAACGACGACGGCUACAGGGCGGCCGUAAAGAUCAUUAUGGUCAUUGACAACAUGGAACGGGAGGGCGGCAUCCAGUCGCGGCUGAGCUACGACGAGGCCCUGCGCCAUGGAGCUGUGCUCAUCUUUCUGCCCGGCGUCUACGAAAUUGACAACAUGGCACAGAACAUUACUUCUAUGCUGAACGAUGAUCGAAACAUUAAGGUCUUCAUUGUACGCUGCUUCUCGCUGAUGACCCCCGAGAAUCAGCGGGAUGUGUUCCAGCCGCCGCCUCCUGGCUACCGCAAGAUCAUCCUGACCACCAACAUCGCCGAGAGCUCCAUCACGGUGCCGGAUGUGUCCUACGUCAUUGAUUUCUGUCUCACCAAAGUGCUGGUCACCGAUACGGCCACCAGUUUCACCUCUCUGCGUCUGACUUGGGCCUCCAAGGCCAAUUGUCGCCAGCGUGCCGGGCGUGUUGGUCGUCUGCGCAGUGGACGUGUCUACCGGAUGGUCACCAAAUCCUUUUACCAAAUGGGAAUGUCUGAGUUUGGCAUACCAGAAAUGUUGCGUUUACCUUUGCAAAACUCUGUGCUCAGGGCCAAAGAACUGGAAAUGGACUCUCCUGUUGAUAUAUUGGCCCUGGCUCUUUCUCCACCGAAUCUGUCGGACGUAAAAAACACUAUAUUGCUGCUGAAGGAGGUGGGUGCCCUCUUCCUCACAGUAGACGGUGUCUACAACGAGCUGGAUGGCGAUAUUACCUACUGGGGGACCAUCAUGUCUCGGCUGCCGUUGGACACUCGUCUCUCCCGUCUCAUCAUUCUGGGCUAUGUGUUCAACCUGCUCGAGGAAGUGAUUAUCAUAGCUGCUGGCCUCUCGAUGCGUGGCUUGUAUGUAAACGAAGGUGCGAGGAAUCAAGGAGGCGACUCAUUUUGGAUGCACUAUAUCUUUGCCGAUGGCUCGGGCUCCGACUUGGUGGCCAUUUGGCGCGUUUAUCUGACCUACCUAAACAUGGUGGAAGUUGGCCACGAGCAGGAAUCUGCUAUUCGCUGGGCGAAGCGUUUCCACGUUUCCUUGCGUUCGCUCAAGGAAAUGCAUCUGCUGGUGCAGGAACUACGCACGCGAUGCACAAAUCUCGGCCUGAUUCCGUUUACAGUUGAUCCGAGCCAGCGGAUGGGCGACCGAGAGAAAUCAAUUAUACUCAAGGUGAUCAUCGCUGGAGCUUUCUAUCCGAAUUACUUUAUGCGCUCGAAGGGGGUGUGUGUGGAGCCGGAACGGGAUAUGUACCAGGUGAUAUCGGGCCACGAUCCCUGUCGCACCGUCUAUUUCACCAACUACAAACCGGGCUACAUGGGCGAGCUGUACACCAGGCGCAUCAAGGAACUCUUUCGCGAGGCCAAGAUCCCGCCAGAGAACAUCGAAGUGACCUUUCAGCACGGCUCUCAGAAGGUAUUCGUUACAUUCCGGCACGACGAUUGCAAUGCAGAUAGCUCCAGUCUGGUCAAUGUUUCGGGCAGGAUCGCAAGUGAGGUCUACAAGGCGGUCAGGAUGAGAGUUGACCGCUUGCAACGUCCUAUAAGGAUAAUGGAUCAAAUCCCUUUUUUGAACUACGUACAGAGGCAAAAAAUAGGGGAGGUGAUUGAGGGUCGUUGGGUUCCACCCGCAAAAGCGACAAAUGUAGAGCUGCUUGCCUUGCCCUCUGUUUACGAGAAGACUAUUACGGGUUUGAUAACUUGUAUUGUCAGCUGCGGCAAGUUUUACUUCCAGCCGCAGUCCUUUGCCGAGUGCAUUCGCAACAUGUCGGAGAUCUUCAAUGCCUCACAGCAGCUGCGUAAUCAUGUCCUAAACGCAGGGGCCAUCACCAAGGGCAUGAUGGUGCUGGCCAAGCGGGAUAGUCAAUUCCAGCGCGCCACAGUGAUCCGUCCCGAGAACCAAAGCAAUCGCCAGCCGAUGUUCUAUGUUCGCUUCAUUGACUACGGAGACUGUGCGCUGCUGCCCAUGGAGCAGCUGCGUCUGAUGCCGGAUGAGCUGGUGGCGCAGUACGGCGAUCUGCCACCACGUGUGUUUGAAUGCCGGCUGGCGCUGGUUCAGCCAUCGAUGGUGGUCAGCGCCAAUAACCGAUGGCCCGCGGCGGCCAAUGAUAAGCUUAAGGCGAUGGCCAAAUGCGGUCGCAUUGAUAUUGAGGUGUAUUCGUUGUUCAACAAUGUUGCUGCUGUUUUGAUUCACAUGCGCGAUGGUUUGCUCAACGAGAAGCUUGUGGAGCUCAAGUUGGCUCGCCGGGCCGACGAAGAUUUCAUGUCUCGCCAGGAUCAUGACUUCCGCUUGCGCAGACAAGAAACCGCCCGCUACACAACCUCGGCGGAGCGUCAGCAAAUCAAUGAGGAGUACCUGCGAUCCUGCCAGCUGCUACAGGAUCAGGACCUGCCACCUCCUCCAUUGGAUAAGUGCAACACUGUGGUGAUGCUGAAGGGACCCUACAGUCCGCUGGAGUCGAACAUGUACUCCACCAUUCGUGUGGGUGUUUGGAAGUCGGUGAAAAUAGAUAAUGCAUCGGUUAAUGCGGUUCUGCUCGACUCAGAUCCGCAGGAUCAGCACGAUCAGAUGAUUGUGGCCCACACGACGGUGGAGAGUGCCGAUGGGCAGAUUCUCACUGCUCGCGGAACCACACUGAUGCCCAAUAUACACGGAUUUGGGGCCCUGAUGGCUAUGCUCUUCUGUCCUACCAUGCAGAUCAAAUGCAAUAAAGCUGGCACCAAGUAUGUGUCCAUCUUGGCGGGAAUGGGUUGCGAUCCAGUGACCAAUGAGCCGUAUUACGAAGAGCACGAUAUGGUGAUUAAUUUGGACGUCAAUAUACUGGAAGAUGAUCUUAGCCUGAUCAAUCAAAUGCGCUACAAUAUAGAUAGUGUCUUUUUCAACUUUAAGGACGAAAAUUAUCCAGCUGUUAGUGUUAACGAACGCGUUUCUAUAUAUACUCAGCUAAGGAGCAUGAUGAAUCGACUGCUGUCCAAGGAUCGUAGUUAUAUCGAGGUUAAUUCCAGCAACUCCGAUUACGAAUGGGAAAAAACUGACGAUGUGCCUAAGCAGGCUGAGCCGUUCGGCAAACGAGCCAUAUUCCCCAUGCACAGUAUUACCGAGCUACAAGAGGAGGACAUGGGUCAUUUGUUGCAGUUGGUGGAGAACUGCAAUAAGCUGUACGAGUGGCGCAACUUCGAAGGAGUUUUAGCUCCAAUGACCUGCAAACUAUGCAACCAGUUGUUGGAGUCUGUUCCCCAGCUACGUAUGCAUCUCCUCACUCAAUUGCAUCGCGAUCGCGAAAAGCAAAUCGACUAUCAUCAGAAGUAAAAAUAGUUAUCUCAAUUAAGACGAAAAUCUUAAUAUUAUUUCCGAAAAAAUAUGGUUACUUUUUUUUUUAUUAUUUUGACACAACAUAAGAAACAUUUAAUUCGUCAAAAGAAUGUUGAUUAAACCUUUUUCUAUGUCAUAUAAAAUGAUCUCACUUCGCGUAAUUGCAAUUUGAAACCUUCAGUUAUAAUUUUUGUUAUGUAUAUUAUCAUAUCA